AUGCCGCUGCCACGUGUGGAAGAAACGGAUGAGGAUUUCGACGCUGUUCGUCCUCCGCUGGUUGGAAGAACACCCUCAUAUACUGGUGCAUUUCUGCUAAACUCUACUUAUUCUCGGGAAAAUUUUGGAGAGACGGACAACGGUCGGCCUGAUGAUUUUUUUGAGGCAGAAUCCGGCCUGAAUGUUCUACAUACCAUCGAGCCACUCGAAGGUAAUGAAAGUACCCGCCUCAUUGCAAGCACCCAACCCCGUCCUCUCAGGCAAUCCCUCACCAUCUUCUCCAAUUUCUCCAUCAUCUCCGGCUUUUCGACGUUUUCCAAAGGAUCAAAUCUAUCGAUCCGGAGCUCUGGGAAAACAUUUUCUCUAAGAGAUCUUUGCAAGAACGUCAUCGAAGAACACUUAUGGCUUCAAACAGCCAGAAUUAUCAGCACAUCCUGCUAUUCCCAGUAUCGAAACCUCAUCCUACAUCGCUUCCUUAUUCUACAGUUACGGCGUCCCGGGAAAAGGGAUAUUUGGCUUCGGAUUGAUCGUAGGGCAGGACUAAGUCCUCUGAAACUUGCACAAAAACUUGGCAAAACUCGCGCCAACGAUACGGCCCAACUCUCAGCGUCUGAGAAAGACCUCACUAGGAAGGCGCGCCAGGAAAACAUUCAAAUAUUCAAAAGACCGCCCUUUCUUGGUGACUUUGGUGUCUAUCUUCGGGUUAUUUGCGAAGAGCUGCUGGAGUAUAGAGUUUGGCCGGAAAACUGUUGGAUGUUCUGUUCGCUUUUGCAAGAACAUCUUGGAAUCUCGGGAGAUGGGGAUUACACAUUCGGAAUCCCGGUUGCCCGGAACAUAGCAUCACUCGUCCGACAGAGAAUAUCCGAGCGAGUGGUGGCCGAUGUCGCACCCAACACGAUAAUGGCAGUUUUGCAAAGUUUGGCUCAGAUAUUUAUUCCUAAGUGGCAGCCUUUGAGCUUCACGAUACCGAAGGGGUGGCACAAUCAUUCCAUCGCGGUAUUUUUUGCCCAAACCGUGUACCCGUCAUGGGGCUUGGAUAUUCUCCCCAACCAUCUGCUGAAGUGGAUUGCAAGUUUUCAAUUCCCGAAUGCCUAGAAAAUAAUGACUUGCACACUCGUGUUGCUCUAUACUGCAUUGACAUCCUUGGCCGUUUGCCAAAGGAAAAUAUUCUCCAACUCCCUAACCCUUUAAUCCUCAACUCCGAUAUCCCGGACCUCGCACUCCAGAUCCGGUCGAAGAUCUCGGGCGAUGUUCAAUAUGCCGCACUAUAUGGCCUUCUUCAUGUGGCAGAAAU
This is a messenger RNA of Cantharellus anzutake, 1294 nucleotides long. RefSeq lists its product as uncharacterized. The record is from RefSeq and is a predicted model, not a curated record. Bases 1 to 1095 code for a protein of 364 amino acids. Lineage: Eukaryota; Fungi; Basidiomycota; Agaricomycetes; Cantharellales; Hydnaceae. The transcript is spliced from 6 exons.